Drosophila willistoni is the source of this 1125-nucleotide messenger RNA. RefSeq lists its product as uncharacterized. The record is from RefSeq and is a predicted model, not a curated record. The transcript has 4 exons. Gene Ontology annotation, molecular function: growth factor receptor binding; growth factor activity. Gene Ontology annotation, cellular component: membrane. The coding region runs from base 1 to 990 and encodes 329 amino acids. Lineage: Eukaryota; Metazoa; Arthropoda; Insecta; Diptera; Drosophilidae. Gene Ontology annotation, biological process: positive regulation of cell population proliferation; positive regulation of protein autophosphorylation.
AUGCAGUCAAGAGCUGCACACAGAGUGGAGGGACUGCAUCUCCUUCAUUUGGUAUUCCUCGUGCUGCUGAUAAGAGGCACAACCACAGCUGGAAUAGCUCAACAGCCCUCGCCACGAUUCUUUUAUGCGGCAACCUCAUCGGCAGCCGUUGCCGCUACCUCAACCGGGGCCGGAGCCGGAGCCGGAGACCAGACCAAGGUGCGUCUGUUGCGUCAAACGGCAGAUGAAAGCGAAUCAAAUUCAGGAUUGACUGCCAGUGUGGCGAAUGAAGAGUCCAGUUGCUGUCAAGGAGCUGAUAUGGUUGAAUCUGUUACGCAUCAGGUAUGGAAUUUAAUGGAGUUCGGUAAUGCAACCUAUGACUAUAGUGAAGUAGAUGGCUCUGGCGAGUCUUCGGGACGGGGUAAGUCGAAACGUUCUGGCAUUCCCAUGGCUAAGGGUGCCAAUUGCUCACCACAACCGACAAUUGUUGAGCUGAAGCCGCCACCGGGUAGUGAUUUUCAUUAUACACCCGCCUGCACACGUAUCAAUCGUUGCAAUGGCUGCUGUAGCUCUGCCCUCAUCUCCUGCCAGCCGACUGUGACGGAAACCGUUGAGAUGCGUGUGAGGAAAAUUGGUGCCGGCAUUAAACCGGGAAUCAUUGUUGUCUCUGUGGAGCAGCAUGUCUCAUGUAAAUGCGAUUGUCGCAUCAAGGCUGAAGAUUGCAAUAAUACGCAAUUGUAUCGCAAGGAUUUAUGUCGCUGCGAAUGCCAGAAUACAGAUGCCAGGGAUAAAUGCCUAAAGCAGACGGAUCACAAAUAUUGGGACGAUGCGAAUUGUACAUGCGGAUGUCGAUUAUAUCAGAGUUGCACAACUGGAACAAUUUUCGAUGAAUCGCAAUGCAAAUGCACUGAUCCUUCGGCAACGGCAACCAGCCAAUUUGUGGAUCGGAAACGUUUCAUUGUCCAGGCUGUGCCCGUGGAGACCGAUAAUAGUACACUGUACAGUGUCUAGGAGAAGUAAUAUGGACCUAACUGUGGAUUGCUAAAGGCACAAAAGGAUAACACUUUUGCAGGAUCCAUCUGCCAUAUCGUACUGAAAACAAACAAACUACUAACACACACACACACACAAAGAAAACAAAACAAA